AUGCCGGGUGCACCAUUGCCGUCGUCUGCGGCAUCCGAGGACGAAGAGCGGUUACUGCUCGUUGGCGGGGCCAAGCGCCUCCACACGUUCCGCAAGGUCGCCUUUGCCAUGGGCGCUGCGCCAAACUCACUGACGCAUACAAUCGUCGGCUUCUUCCUGUCACCCUUCCUGCUGGAAGUUGCUUUGGUCCCGCCGGCGGACGUGGGCAACAUUGUCCUGAUUGGCCGCUUCUUUGAUGCUUUUACGGAUCCGAUGAUGGGCUACCUGGCCCAGCGCUUUUUGACGCGAUGGGGCCGAUUCCGUCCGUGGAUGUUCUUCUCGGCUAUUCCGUGUGUAGCAACGUACUUUGGCCUGUGGGUGGUUCCGGACUGGGGCCGCUGGGAGCAGUUUGCCUACUACUUGAUUGUCUACUGUCUCUUCCAACUCGCCUUCACCUGCUACUUUGUACCGUACACGUCGCUGACAAUGGAAGUCAGUCCGCUAGCAAGCGAUCGCGACUCUGCAACCGCCUUCCGCAUGACGGCUGAGAUUCUGUCCGUUAUAUCGGCAGUCGUCAUCCAGGGCCAGAUUGUCCAGUCGUCCACGUUUGCCGACAACCCCAAGUUUGCGUACAUUUUGUCGGGUAUCGUCAUUUCGUGCCUUUCCGCCGUGAUGGCCUACAUUUGCAUCUUCUCCGUCAAAGAGUACACGACCGAAGAGCGUCUUGCUGCUCGCAAGCGUCGCGAAGACGAAGAGCGCGAAGGACUGGGCUACAAGGUGCACUCGCGCACCUCUGCCAAGGCUACCGGCAACUCGGACCGUCGCGGUCUGCUGUCUGCUGAACAGCAGGCUGGAGCAGACGAUGACGAUGAGUCGGCCGGCCUCUCUGGCAAGCACGCAUCCUACGGCACCGGCUCCUCCUCCUCCUCUUCCUCUCAGGCGGGUGCUGACGCCAACGUUGGUGGCAGCUACGCCAACGGUGGUGGUGCUGCCGUCGAUGGCGGCGCCGCCGCCAACUCUGAUCGCAAUCACCAGCAGCAGGUCGCCGUCGCGGCGGACGCCCCCGAGCACAUUUCGCUUUGGGAAGGUGUCAAGCUUUCGUUCAAGUCGCGCUCCUACCUCAUCCUCAUGUUCAUGUACAUGAGUGUGUGGCUCGCUGUGCAGAUGGUGCAGGGCAAUCUCGUCCUCUACAUCAAGUACGCAAUCAAAAUGCAAAGCCAGUUCGACAUGAUCAUUGUGAGCAGUCUUCUGGCCACCUUCUGCAUGAUUCCCGUGUGGACGGCGGUCAUCAAGCGCAUCGGCAAGCGCAGGACGUACCUGAUUGGCCAAAGCAUCCAUGUUCCCGUGCUGCUGCUCUUUUACUUUAUGGACGAGACCGUUUGGCACAUGUACUGCACUGUCAUUUUGAUUGCCAUCGGCACGUCGGUGGCCUAUCUGCUGCCUUGGUCGAUGCUUCCCGACACCAUCGACGAAGCCCAGGUGCUAACAGGCGUGCGCCGCGAGUCGGUCUUUUACGCCUUCUUUGUCUUCUUCCAAAAGUUCACGUCUGGCAUUGCCCUUUCCUUGUCCAGCUACGCCCUCGAGCUGGUGGGCUACGUGUCAAAGGCAGACGACCAGCCCGACAAGGUCAAGGAAACGCUCCGCCUCCUUGUGAGCGUUGUGCCCGCAUGCCUCUGCGCCCUCGGUCUCUUCUGCUGCUGGCUCUACCCCAUCUCGUCGGAGCGUGCCGCCGCCAACCGCGCCAUGAUCAACCAGAUGGAGAAGGACAAGAAGGCAUUCCAGGACAAGGCUUCCGUCCAGGGCCAGUCCUCGCCGCUGGAGCCCGCGUCCCCAUCGAUGCGUCAGCAAGACUCUGUCACCUCCAACGUGGUGUACUCGGACGAGUCGACCGCAUAAAACCCAGCGUUCUCUGUCUUGAUUUUUAAAAAUCUUUGUUUUCUUGUUUGACCUGCCCAAAGUCUCGAUAGGAGUGCGUUCACGUUCGUUUCUGCCGCUCUUCCGCCAACCACUCUGCAUUCUGUGUUUUUGUUUUUUCCCUCCCUUGCUUUUCUCGCACAAGACAGUGUUUUUGUUUUGUGUCGUGUUUUGCAUGCUUUGUCAUUUUGUAUUUUUUUUUCCGUGUGAUGUUGAAAUCCUUGCAACAGUACAAACAAAAACUUGAAC
Messenger RNA from Capsaspora owczarzaki ATCC 30864, 2142 nucleotides. RefSeq lists its product as hypothetical. Gene Ontology annotation, molecular function: symporter activity. Lineage: Eukaryota; Filasterea; Ministeriida; Capsasporidae. The transcript is spliced from 3 exons. Bases 1 to 1875 code for a protein of 624 amino acids. Gene Ontology annotation, cellular component: membrane. The record is from RefSeq and is a predicted model, not a curated record. Gene Ontology annotation, biological process: carbohydrate transport.